Messenger RNA from Mycena indigotica, 1068 nucleotides. RefSeq names its product Chromatin modification-related protein. Gene Ontology annotation, biological process: regulation of DNA-templated transcription. Lineage: Eukaryota; Fungi; Basidiomycota; Agaricomycetes; Agaricales; Mycenaceae. The transcript has 5 exons. The coding region runs from base 1 to 1068 and encodes 355 amino acids. Gene Ontology annotation, cellular component: nucleus. The record is from RefSeq and is a predicted model, not a curated record.
AUGUCGGCCCUUCUCAGCACACAACAGAAUCUAGAGGAUGCGUCAACACUGGUUUCGGAGUUCAUCUAUAGUCUCGACAACAUUCCCAAUGAAGUUGCCCAUCUCCUACAGGAAAUCAAGGAACUGGACACCAAAGUGCAAGAUUUGCAACAAGAAAUCGACAAGGAUUCUGCACGGUACAUUCGGCACUCACUCAAGGCAUCCAAUUCAGCGUCGUCAUCACUUGCCAAUUCCCCUUCCCCAGUUUCGAAUCUCCCACGACCACCCUCCCCAAAAUCUCAAGCCAUUCCGCCAAAAAUUGCCAAGGCCUACGAAGAGAUCCAUGCUCUAUCUGCCGAGAAAGUAGCAUUGGCUCAGCGCAUCAUCGAUCUUGUGACUCGGACUCGAGCACGAUUGGACGCCGAGCUGACAAAAGUGAGAAUACUCCAGGGCGAGCCUCCCGACCCUCUCGCUCGCAGCAAUUCGCUUGUGGCAGCCCCACUCGACGGUGAAGUCUACAUUGGAGCCUCUCGAAACCCCGUCGGCUAUGCUGAGACCCAACGGAAUCCUCUGGCUUCCUCCACGUCCUCUGUAGACAUUCGACAACAAGCAGUUGCCACUUCAGUAUCAGCAGCUUCUGCUUCUGCUCAGCCUCCGUUGAAGAAACGUCGAGUUACAACCCAAACGUCAACCCCAGUCAAGCUUGCCCCCGUCACUCCGGUUCAAACACCACGACGGUCGCAGUCGCCAUUAACUAGCGGUGUUCAUGCCAAUGCAGCCGCCGCCCAACCCAAACGAUCUCGGCUGUCCCGCCAAAUCCAUCCUCGUGAAGAUUUAGACUUGGACGCAGAAGGCGAGGAAGAAGGUGAAGGCGAGGGAGAUGGAGACGGCGAAGAUGAGAAUCUUUACUGCUUUUGUCAAAAACAAAGCUAUGGCGAUAUGAUUGCAUGUGACAACGACGACUGCCCAUAUGAAUGGUUCCAUCUCUCUUGUGUGCAACUCACACAGCCGACACCAGAGAAGUGGUAUUGCAAAGAAUGCAUUGACAAAGGUUUCGGGCCUGGCGGUCGAAAGGGCCGGAAACGGUGA